Molecule: messenger RNA, 2448 nt
Organism: Elephantulus edwardii (Cape elephant shrew)
Lineage: Eukaryota; Metazoa; Chordata; Mammalia; Macroscelidea; Macroscelididae
Gene: TTLL13
Product: tubulin tyrosine ligase-like family, member 13
Exons: 15
Coding region: 1-2448 (815 amino acids)
Biological process (GO): protein polyglutamylation; microtubule cytoskeleton organization
Cellular component (GO): cilium
Molecular function (GO): tubulin-glutamic acid ligase activity; tubulin binding
Source: RefSeq, a predicted model, not a curated record
AUGGAGCCGAAUACCUGUAAAACUAGUGAAUCAGAGGAAGACUAUAAUGAGGAAGAGGAAUCUGAGGAGGAAUGUAUUAAAGAGGAAGAUACCAUCCCUUCUAACCCUUCUCAUGAGGCACUCUUAAAGGCUGACUACAAGGCAUUUAGGAAUGCAGUUUCCUUAAUUAUUAUAGCCAAGAAAAUUCCAACUGACCCACAGGUGUUAGAAGAUGGGAGAAGAAAGAAAAAGCUGAAACGCAGACCUUUAACCAUCAAUCUGACCAACUGUAGAUAUGAGAGUGUGCGACGGGCAGCACAGGUAUGUGGCCUGAAGGAGGUGGGGGAGGACGAGGAGUGGACCGUGUACUGGACGGAUUGUUCUGUGUCACUGGAACGAGUCCUGGACAUGAAAAGAUUUCAGAAAAUCAACCAUUUCCCUGGAAUGACAGAAAUCUGCCGCAAAGAUUUGCUGGCUCGGAACCUCACCCGCAUGCAGAAGCUCUAUCCUGCUGAGUACAACAUCUUCCCCCGAACCUGGUGCCUCCCGGCAGACUACGGGGACUUCCAGUCCUAUGGUCGUCAGCGGAAAACCCGCACUUAUAUCUGCAAGCCAGACAGUGGCUGCCAGGGACGAGGCAUCUUCAUUACCCGCAACCCCCGGGAGAUCAAGCCAGGAGAACAUAUGAUCUGUCAGCAAUACAUCUCCAAGCCAUUCCUCAUUGAUGGCUUCAAGUUCGACAUGCGAAUCUACGUCCUGAUCACGUCCUGUGACCCUCUUCGGAUCUUCAUGUAUGAGGAGGGCCUGGCCCGCUUUGCCACCAUUCCCUACAAGGAGCCCAACAGCACCAACCUGGAUGAUGUUUGCAUGCACCUCACCAACUACGCCAUCAACAAGCACAGUGAGAAUUUUGUCCGGGAUGAUGCUGCGGGCAGUAAGAGGAAGCUGUCAACACUCAAUGCCUGGCUUCGAGAACACGGCUAUGACCUUCGAGGGCUGUGGCGGAGCAUUGAAGACAUCAUCAUCAAAACCAUCAUCUCGGCCCAUGCCGUUCUUCGCCAUAACUACCGAACCUGUUUCCCCCAGUAUCUGAGUGGAGGUACAUGUGCAUGUUUUGAAAUACUUGGUUUUGACAUCUUGCUGGACCACAAGCUGAAGCCCUGGCUGCUGGAGGUAAACCACUCUCCAAGCUUCACCACGGACUCACAUCUUGAUCGAGAAGUGAAGGAUGCUCUUCUCUGUGACGCCAUGACCCUUGUCAACCUCCGGGGUUGUGACAAAAGGAAGGUGCUGGAGGAGGACAAGAGGCGAGUCAAAGAGCGGCUUUUCCAGUGCCACCAAGAGCCAAAGGAAGCCAGGCGAGAACAAACUCAAUCGUUCUAUGCAGCCUUGCAGGACCAGGAACAAUAUGAGGAUUCCCACCUGGGGGGAUACCGACGGAUCUACCCUGGAUCGGAUACAGAGAAGUAUGCACCCUUCUUCAAGCACAACAGCUCCCUCUUCCAUGAGACUGCUGCUUCCAAAGCCAGAGAGGAAUGUGCCAGGCAGCAACUGGAAGAGAUCCGCCUAAAGCAGGAACAGCAGGAGAAUGCGGACAUUAAGAAAAGAAAGGAAAACAAAGACCAGAACCAGGGGGAAUCAGCAGGGGAGAAGAGCCGACCCAGGGCAGUGCCUCAAGGCCUUUUCACCCAGCUGGUUUACAGGAACCAGACCCAGGAUAAACAGCUGCUGCCGGUACACCAGGACACGAUGCAGCCUCAGGAAAUUGUGGAAGAGGAGGAGAGGGAAAGGACCAAGGCCCUAUUACAAAGGGAGAAGCUCAUUCGAAGCCUUGGUAUUACAGAGCUGCUCAGCCGCAUGCUGCAUCCCAACCAGGCAGUCCAGAGAAAAUUAUAUGCAUAUAGGCCUAGAUUAUCCCAGGAUGGGCUGGGCAGUCAAGAACUGCAAUCUAUGAGUCUGGUCCCACUGGUAUUCUUGAGAGGGGCCUCCAAAGACCAAGGUCUUCCUCAUUUCCUGCGUCCAGUCCCGACCCAUGAAUUGAUUCCCAGGAUCUUAGAGCCACUACCAAGCAUGAAUGCUGCAGUUCCACAUCAUCCGCAGUAUCAUCUACUGCCUAAGACCUACAACUGGACAGAACCAACAGUCAAAGGACCCUGUUCCCUGUUAAUGAAGAGAUUUGGGAGGCGCUGCUUUCCCAAUGCCAGAAUCUCAUUCGCUUGCCAAGGACAAGCCAGCAGAAGGCUAGAAGCCAUAAACCACGUCCUAGCCAGAUCGGUGCCACCCUCUUUAACUGCGAAGCAGGGCUAUCUUAAGUGCCCAGGAAGAGUGGCAAGUAAUCCUUGGACCUUGCCCUCCAUGGUGGACUCUCCGCACAGGGCAGCCAAGGAUGGAGACUUCACCCUGUACCCUGCCUCUGCACCUGGGCAGCAGCGUCCCGGCACACUCCUUAACAUCAUCCAGCCCAGGUGA